Closterium sp. Naga37s-1 is the source of this 897-nucleotide messenger RNA. The record is from the annotation of a GenBank genome assembly. NCBI's taxonomy places the organism in Eukaryota, Viridiplantae, Streptophyta, Zygnematophyceae, Desmidiales, Closteriaceae.
AUGACUCACUUUACCAUUUUCCUUCUUUUCCAGCUUCUAUGGCUUGGAGCUGUUGCUGGUCAGCGAACAGUCUGUCCCGCGAACUUCAAAACCGUCAUGAGGAGCGAUGUAACUCCUUGUAAAGGCUCGGUUAAGAACCCUGAAUCUUGCUGUCAGUCGCUUCGGAAGAUGGAAACUACCAUUCUCUCUGCAAGCUACAAUAACGGAUCUGCCGACGUUGUGAAAAUUGUCGGGAGUCCAUCAUACAAUAAUGCAUGUCGUAACACCUUCCGCACGGUUCUACAGAAGAAAGGGGUAACGGUGGACGUCUUUGGCCUCUGUAGCGGUUAUUGGCUGUUCCCUCUUGCAGAGAAGAACAUCACCGAGAGCACCUGUCCUUUAACAAGCUACGAAGAUGUAGGUUCGGUUGUUAGCUACCGAUCAUUGUCAGCUUCAUGCAAUAACGCGAAGUGCUCCAACCCUUCGACUCAAGCAUCAACUUCUGUAUGUGGUCAAAGUAUUCUCGAGGCUGCCAUAAUGCUGACGGAAAACGAUUCUCAGAUCAGCGACUGUUACUAUGUCGUCACUAUGAGACUCGCGCAAGCGCACUUCAAGAGCGUCUACAAAUCCGUGUUCUUCUUGUGCGACGCUGUGCCUCCACUUGCAAAUAGCCUUCAGGUUCAAACACAGAAGCGAACGAGCUUCGAGCUGCAGCAGUUUCUGGAGCAGGAGAAGCAGAAGGCGAUGCUGAACGAGCUGGUGGCGAAGCUCACGGAGGUGUGCUGGGACAAGUGCGUUACAGCUGCGCCGGGAACCAAGUUUAGCGGAUCGGAAUCUUCCUGCCUAAGUAACUGCGCGCAGCGGUAUCUUGACGUCAGCGGACUGGUCGUGCGGAAAUUCCAGGGCAUGCAAAGAUGA